AUGACCCUCUCAGUUUAUCAAAGUCUCACCCAUUCACAGAAAAAAAAUAAAAAUAAAAAUAAAAAAAAUCGACCUUCUCAGCUCACGCUCAACCAUUCACAGAUUGGGCUCCUCAGUGAGAAACCAGAUCUCUCGCGCUCGCUCCUCACUCUAAUCGGCAGCGACACCUUCUCUUUGGCAGGCAAAACCCAGUGGAAGCAUCACAAAUUCAGGAAAAAAGAUAAAGAAAGAAAAAAGAAAAACCCAAGAAAGAUGUCAGGACAAACCCAGCGCCUGAACGUGGUUCCCACCGUAACCAUGCUUGGGGUCAUGAAGGCCCGGCUCGUGGGAGCCACCCGUGGCCAUGCCCUCCUCAAGAAAAAAAGCGAUGCCCUCACUGUUCAGUUCCGCCAGAUCCUCAAGAAUAUCGUCUCGACAAAAGAAUCCAUGGGUGACGUCAUGAGAAAUUCCAGUUUCGCCCUUACGGAGGCUAAGUACGUGGCUGGCGAGAACAUCAAGCACGUCGUGCGAGAGAACGUCCAGUCAGCAGCCCUCAAGGUCCGUUCGUACCAGGAGAAUAUCGCAGGGGUAAAGCUCCCCAAAUUCGAGUACUUCAUAGAAGGUGGCGAGACCAAGAAUGACCUAACCGGGCUUGCCCGAGGCGGGCAGCAGGUGCAGGCCUGCCGGGCAGCAUACGUGAAGUCGAUCGAGCUUCUUGUUGAGCUGGCGACUCUCCAAACGUCUUUCUUGACGCUCGACGAGGCCAUCAAGACCACAAACCGGAGGGUCAACGCUCUCGAGAAUGUGGUCAAACCGAGGCUCGAGAACACGAUAACAUACAUCAAGGGAGAGCUGGACGAGCUCGAACGGGAGGACUUUUUCAGGCUGAAGAAGAUUCAGGGUUACAAGAGAAGGGAGGUCGAGAGGCAGCGCGAGGCGGCCAAGGCUUUCGAGGAGGAGAAGUUUGCUGAGGAGAUUUCGCUUAAGAGGGGCGUUUCGGUGAAUUCAGCCCGGGACAUCCUGGCUGGCGUUGGUGGUGAGAAGGAUGACGACAUAAUCUUUUGA
Molecule: messenger RNA, 1044 nt
Organism: Striga hermonthica
Lineage: Eukaryota; Viridiplantae; Streptophyta; Magnoliopsida; Lamiales; Orobanchaceae
Source: the annotation of a GenBank genome assembly